AUGGAAGCCACCACCAUCGCCUCCCUCGCACGGACCCUCGCCUCCUCGCCGCUCCCCCGGGGCUCCCGCCAUAGCCGCGUGCGCGUGGCCGUGGCGCCGGAGCGGCGGAGGAGGUGUAGGGCGGUGCUCGCCGCGGCGUCCUCGACGGGCAACUACGUGGUGCCGCUGGAUGCCGCGCCGUCGGGGAUCACACGCCCGCUCGUCGAGAUCCUGCGCGGCCUCAACAAGCGCGUCCUAGAGACCAUCGUGCUCCCCGCCUCCCGCCGUGCCUCUGCCUCCGCUUUCUACCUCAACAAUUGCUGGUGA
This is a messenger RNA of Triticum dicoccoides, 306 nucleotides long. RefSeq lists its product as uncharacterized. The record is from RefSeq and is a predicted model, not a curated record. Gene Ontology annotation, biological process: double-strand break repair via homologous recombination. The transcript has a single exon. Bases 1 to 306 code for a protein of 101 amino acids. Lineage: Eukaryota; Viridiplantae; Streptophyta; Magnoliopsida; Poales; Poaceae. Gene Ontology annotation, molecular function: DNA binding.